AGCAGUGAUGCAUGAAUCCUGCAGAUCUGGAAGCGGCAAAGCACCGGGCGCAGGCCUGGCCUUUCCAACCCACCUUGGAGGGGCCGGAUCUCUCCCUGCAAACCCCUGCCACCGGGCCCUGACCUCUGCUAGCCUCCAUCUGGGGGUCCAGAGGCGGCCCAGGGUGGUCACCGCUCCGAAGGACACCGGAUCGGUGACCUUCCUCGGGGCGUCGACCGGUCCCCAUCCCCUGGGCGCCCGCGUCGGAAGGAUGACGGACCCUCUUCGGGGGAGGGGGCUUCCCCCACUUCUCCUAUCCGGAUCGACCCCGAUGUGAAUCCUGGCUUCUGGCUCAGUGGACAACGGUCAGCCCCCACACCGGACCGAGACCCCCGGAGCAGCGGAGAUAACCACCCCCUCCUUCCACAUCGCUCCUCCAAGGCCCCCCAACUUUUCCGUCCAUUUCCAAGCUCUGAGAGACGGGGCCGGCGACUCGAUGAGCGGGCCGGCGGAGGAGCCGGACGCCUCUCCGGGAGGCCCGGACGGGGACGAGGGCCUCGGGGACGAGACCAGCCUGGUCAUCCAUCACCAGGCGGAGGAGAAGGCGUUCCUCUGCAUCCUCUGCGGCAAAAGCUUCAGCCAGCAGCCCAGCCUGACGCGGCACCAGAAGAACCACACGGGCGAGCGCGGCUUCAUCUGCCCCGAGUGCGGCAAGAGCUUCAGCCUGAAGCACAACCUCAUCAUCCACCAGCGCAUCCACACGGGCGAGCGGCCCUACCAGUGCGCCCAGUGUAACAAGCGCUUCAGCCUGAAGCAGAACCUGCUGACGCACCAGCGCAUCCACACGGGCGAGAAGCCGCACCAGUGCCCCGACUGCGGCAAGCGCUUCCGGGAGCCCCGCUUCCUCCUCAACCACCGGCGGACCCACGCGGCCGAGCGGCCCCACGGCUGCCCCGACUGCGGCAAGGCCUUCAAGGAGAAGCAGGCCCUGGCCGCCCACCGGCGGACCCACACGGGCGAGCGGCCCUUCCGGUGCGGCGAGUGCGGGAAGGGCUACAGCCAGCACGCCUUCCUGGCCCGGCACGAGCGGGCCCACCGCGGCGAGAGCCCCUUCGCCUGCGCCGAGUGCGGGAAGAGCUUCAGCUGCCAGAGCGGGCUGGCCACCCACCGACGCACCCACACGGGCGAGCGCCCCUUCUCGUGCCCGCAGUGCGGCAAGAGCUUCAGCCAGAAGGGCUCCCUGAAGAUCCACCAGCGGACCCACGGCGGGCAGGGCCCCUUCAGCUGCGCCGAGUGCGGGAAGAGCUUCGCGCAGAAGGGCCAGGAACCCCGCCGACAGGACCACCAAGAAGGAUAUCAUGACCCAGCUGGCCACUCCACCCUGGGGAGGGCACCUCGAGGCCCUCCAGAGGGGCACAGGGAGCUGACGGGCACAGCUUUGGAAGAACCGCCCCGGGACGGUGGGCCGGCGUGGGCCUCAGUGACAAAGACCCGUUCAUCCCAAAGAUCGCUCUCAGGAUGCACCAGAGUCCUCAUGGAAAAGAAAGCCCCGACCUGACUAGGAACGACACUGCAGUCGCAGAGGAAGGUCAUUCCACACGCUCGGCGGAGACCUCCUGGAGCCUGGCAAGGCACCAUUUCAGAAGACGCCUCAGAGAACUCUGAAAUCCCAUUCUAGCCAAAUCACAUCCUCCCAGUAACAAAAAACUCCCCUUGAGGGGAGAACCGGCUUCCACACCCUACCCCAAAGGUCCCCUCGCAAGGAGGUAGCUUGUGUUUCAUACCUCCGAUACGGCAGCCGUGCCGGUGUCACUUGAACGAUCGCCAUUUCUCCGACCGCCCUUUGCGGUGGCCUGUGGCUCCACGGUACCGGAUCAUUCCUGUCGGUCGUGAUGAUGUUUCUCCUCCGUGGCUGAUGUCCUUACAUAUGUUUGGUCAGAAGGCAUGAGGCUUGGGGAGGUACUUUAUCCAGUGCUGGAGAAGAAAAACACUUCCAGCCACAUGAACCAAGAGGCGAAGGCCUCAAGCCAGGACAGGACACCCCUAGAGAGGACACUGUCUAGCUAAAACCCCGAGGUCACAAAGAGCCAACAAAAUCAUUUUCCUCGUUAGUCUGCCUUAGAACCCCUUUACUGAGCUGAUUUAAAAAUCCAGAUUUUCUUUCCCUUGCCGCUGCUGGUUGCUCGCUCGGUUUGCAUUUCACUCGACUUGGGAAGGGAAGUGAAGCAGUGUGUUUCACUUUACCUUUACCAAAGGUUCAAUGCACUUUCCGAUUCUCAAGCGGUACCCAAACAGCCCUUCGUUCGGGGUGAUCCAAUGUUUUCUUGCCCUUGGUAAAUCGCAUUUUCCCUCAAUUUAUCACAAAAGAACAUGGUUUCUUCAGCUCCUCACAGACAGUUGGAUUUCAGCUUUUGCUGUGGGGCUAGGGGGUUAAACUAUCAAACACCCCCCUUCCCCUCAACCGCCCCGCACGCACUUCCAAACAGGUUAGAUUAAUGCCCAGAGAUUUGCACAUGCUCUUGUCUUAAAACCCCAGAAUAAUAAAACAGAACCCCAAAAGUGUAUAACCUGCCUCUUUGUCAUUUGGGGUGUAGAUCUCAUUGCUGUCUGAGAGGCCCAGUCCCAUGAAGACAAUUUCCCACUUAUGGUAUCUCUAAAUAGGAAAAAAACCCAAACAACAAACCAUCCAGGGAAUUUUGGGCCUGACUCCAUGUGAAAGUAACAUUAGACUCAUGAGGCAGGUAGGAUUUUGGCCUAGGAUGGAAGAACUACAGCAUCCUCUGUGUGGGAAAAGGCCAGAUGAUAUCUGAGGGCUCUUGGUCUUCGUCUUCUCAAAGUCUAAGUUGGGCUCAUCCCUGGACCCACAUGAGAGUAUUGAUUUGGAGGUUUGGCCCCUAUCCUGUUCAUCUCUGGAGAAAGCAAAUUGGGUACCGUGACCUCUCCGAGAUGUAUCUGUCCCCAGCCGGUGAGAGGGGGAGCCUAUCUGGCCAAAUGGGAUCUUCUGGGGGUGCCUGGGACUGGGAGGUUUUGAAGUAAAGCGGUGUUGAGAGGGCGUGCCUGUUGUAGCUGAAGAUAGUUGUCAUGAAUAAAAACUACAUCAACACGGA
Messenger RNA from Ornithorhynchus anatinus (platypus), 3086 nucleotides. Its product is annotated as zinc finger protein 239-like. The record is from RefSeq and is a predicted model, not a curated record. Gene Ontology annotation, cellular component: nucleus. Lineage: Eukaryota; Metazoa; Chordata; Mammalia; Monotremata; Ornithorhynchidae. Gene Ontology annotation, biological process: regulation of transcription by RNA polymerase II; central nervous system development. Gene Ontology annotation, molecular function: RNA polymerase II cis-regulatory region sequence-specific DNA binding; DNA-binding transcription factor activity, RNA polymerase II-specific. The coding region runs from base 476 to 1537 and encodes 353 amino acids. The transcript is spliced from 4 exons.